AUGGCGGACGGCGAGGACAUCCAGCCCCUGGUGUGCGACAACGGCACGGGCAUGGUGAAGGCCGGGUUCGCCGGCGACGACGCGCCCCGGGCCGUGUUCCCCAGCAUCGUGGGGCGGCCACGGCACACGGGCGUGAUGGUGGGCAUGGGGCAGAAGGACGCGUACGUCGGGGACGAGGCGCAGUCCAAGCGUGGUAUCCUCACCCUCAAGUACCCCAUCGAGCACGGCAUCGUCUCCAACUGGGACGACAUGGAGAAGAUCUGGCAUCACACCUUCUACAACGAGCUCCGCGUGGCGCCGGAGGAGCACCCCGUUCUGCUGACGGAGGCGCCGCUCAACCCCAAGGCCAACAGGGAGAAGAUGACCCAGAUCAUGUUCGAGACCUUCAACACCCCCGCCAUGUACGUGGCCAUCCAGGCCGUGCUCUCCCUCUACGCGUCCGGACGCACCACCGGCAUCGUGCUCGACUCCGGUGACGGUGUGAGCCACACCGUGCCCAUCUACGAGGGGUACGCGCUGCCCCACGCCAUCCUCCGUCUCGACCUCGCCGGGCGCGACCUCACCGACUACCUCAUGAAGAUCCUCACCGAGCGCGGCUACUCCUUCACCACCAGCGCGGAGCGCGAAAUCGUGCGCGACAUGAAGGAGAAGCUCUCCUACAUCGCCCUCGACUACGACCAGGAGAUGGAGACCUCCAACACCAGCUCCACCGUCGAGAAGUCCUACGAGCUGCCCGACGGACAGGUCAUCACCAUCGGCGCCGAGCGCUUCCGCUGCCCCGAGGUGCUCUUCCAGCCGUCCUUCAUCGGGAUGGAAGCUGCGGGCAUCCACGAGACCACCUACAACUCCAUCAUGAAGUGCGAUGUCGACAUCAGGAAGGACCUCUACGGCAACAUCGUCCUCUCCGGAGGCACCACCAUGUUCACCGGCAUCGCCGACAGGAUGAGCAAGGAGAUCACCGCCCUCGCACCCAGCAGCAUGAAGAUCAAGGUCGUCGCGCCGCCAGAGAGGAAGUACAGUGUCUGGAUCGGUGGCUCCAUCCUCGCAUCACUCAGCACCUUCCAGCAGAUGUGGAUCGCCAAGGCCGAGUACGACGAAUCUGGACCAUCCAUCGUCCACCGGAAGUGCUUCUAGAUACGCAUACUACGUCCUUCCUUCAUCAUCGCCAAACAAACUAAAGCGCGCGAACCCGGAGUACCUAAUGGUCGCGCGCCCGCUCGGUCAAUCGAUCGAUCACGGCCUCGUCGGAUCGAUAAUGAUCCUCUUUUUUUGGUUUCCCUUUCUAUUUUUUCUUCUUCGGGAAUCUACAUAUUUUU
This is a messenger RNA of Lolium rigidum, 1316 nucleotides long. Its product is annotated as actin-1-like. The transcript is spliced from 2 exons. Lineage: Eukaryota; Viridiplantae; Streptophyta; Magnoliopsida; Poales; Poaceae. The coding region runs from base 1 to 1134 and encodes 377 amino acids. The record is from RefSeq and is a predicted model, not a curated record. Gene Ontology annotation, cellular component: cytoplasm.